UUUUUUGAGUAGCAAGUGAAGUCUGAUGGCAUUAUUUGAAGCAAAAUCCAGUGCAUUAGUUACUUUACAAGAUUUGCGCCCAUCGUCUCCUUUUUUCAAGCAAGGAAAAUCACUCAGAAUAAUUGGAACGACCAAUUCUGCUAAAAUCGGGAAUAAACAAAGAUAAUUGAGAAUUAUAAAUAUAAGUUCAAAUAGAAGGUAAUAGCCUCUUAAAAUCCUACAAAGUAUGAGUCUAUCAUACUUCUAGUAAUAAGGGUUAUGUGGAUAUGGAGGGAUUAUCAAUGGCAUCUUAGCUGUGUGACCGGGUGAGAAUGGCAGAAAUUGCCAUUUGGUUAUGUUAUGGAUGUAUAGAGGGAACAAAUAUUGACAUUUAUGGCAUGAUGAUGGCAGUUUGAAUGCAGUUUAGGGUCAGUCAUCAUGCAGAUAGGAGAGAAGUGGGCAUACUUUGUAUAUCUCAGGUCUAUAAAGCCCUUAAUCUUAGAGGUUCCAAACUUACUAAAGAAUUGGAGAGAAGUUUCAGUGUUACAGGAAUACUCUUUAGAGACAGGCCUAGCAACAGUUAUUGAUGGUAGUGACAUUCUAAGAGUUAGUAUUGAGCAGCUGAAGGACCUUAAGUUUCAAGUUGGCUCUGUCUAUCAAUUCAUUGGUGAACUCCUUAUCCAAUCUGAUAAUAAGGCAAUUUUGCAGGCACGUGUUGGUAGAAAUGUUGACGGGAUUGAUCUCAAUCUUUAUCAUCAGUCGUUGCUGCUUUUGAGACAGUUUCAAGCCAAUCAUUUGAAUAACUCAGCAACUUAACUUUGCAAGGUUAUUUUGUACACAACAAGGCAUCAUAUUUUUCUCAUAAUAUUAAAUGAUGGAAGGUUGCUCCAUUAAUGUUUUCAUAGAGACACCGAAAGCAUAAGCUUCUUUAGACAACGGCGUGAUGUUGCAAUGUACAGUAUUUCUCAUGUAAACAGAAUCUUUACAAGUUACAAACUUCAUGGUGACAUUUCAUUUCUUUAUAUUCUUUCUUUUGGCUGCAAAUAGGACAUGAUGACAUCAAAUUAAGGGUGUGGCUGUUUUAGGUGAGUUGGAUUAAGCUGUGCAUGCUUCACGGGGUCAUUUAAUUUUUCAUGUGAGGCUAUAUGACAAACUUAAGGUCACUCUGAUUUUGAAUUUUAAUAUGCUUUAGAAUUAGCAGUCUCUUUCUGUAUGGUGGUGCAUCAACAUUAUUUCAACAUCUUUAUAGCAUUUGGAUGCUAAGAUGUCCACAUAACAUA
Messenger RNA from Trifolium pratense (red clover), 1259 nucleotides. RefSeq names its product CST complex subunit TEN1. Gene Ontology annotation, cellular component: CST complex. Bases 418 to 795 code for a protein of 125 amino acids. Gene Ontology annotation, biological process: negative regulation of telomere maintenance via telomerase. Lineage: Eukaryota; Viridiplantae; Streptophyta; Magnoliopsida; Fabales; Fabaceae. The transcript has 4 exons. The record is from RefSeq and is a predicted model, not a curated record. Gene Ontology annotation, molecular function: telomerase inhibitor activity; telomeric repeat DNA binding; single-stranded DNA binding.